Syzygium oleosum is the source of this 3104-nucleotide messenger RNA. RefSeq names its product two-component response regulator-like APRR3. The record is from RefSeq and is a predicted model, not a curated record. Gene Ontology annotation, molecular function: protein binding. The coding region runs from base 413 to 2878 and encodes 821 amino acids. Gene Ontology annotation, biological process: cytokinin-activated signaling pathway; phosphorelay signal transduction system. The transcript has 11 exons. Lineage: Eukaryota; Viridiplantae; Streptophyta; Magnoliopsida; Myrtales; Myrtaceae.
UACUCUCUGCCUCUCUCUCUACCCUGUCGCUUCUCUUUCUGGAACCAGAAGAAGAGCUCGUUCGCAAUCUCCACCGUCAGUCAAACUCACUCUCUCCCUCGCUGAAGUUCCUUCUCGCUCGCACGAUGAAGCAGCUCGCGCGGAGCGAAUGAUUCGCAGCUCGUCUCGCCUCUGGAAUUCGUGCUCCGAGCUUCGGAUUGUGGAUUGCCGUAUCCGUUUCUUCCAUGGGGGGUGCUGAUCUAGGUCCUCUUCCGCUGCUGCAUCGGGCCUCGGGAAUGGAGGUGGUGGUUCACUAGGGAAUCGGAGGAGGUUUGUCUUGCAGACAGUAACUUCUAACGGACGUCAUGCAUGAGUUAUAUGGUCAAUCGAGCUAUCAGGCAUUUCUAGUUGCUGUUGAUUUUGAGUCCGGUUGAUGGGGGCUCUACCAGUGGACAAUGACGGUGGCAAUGAUAGGGCGUCCGUUGAACACAGCAUUCAUCACCAUGAGCAGAAUGGAGGAACCAAUGGAAUUCUGUAUGAGGAGCAAUGUCGGAAUUCAUCCGAGGAAGACAAUUCCAGGUCUAAUGAUGUAGUGGAAUAUCGUAACGGUUAUCCUAGUUUGGAUAUUCAGGCACAUGAUGGUUUUCGAAUAGAGCCACAACAGCCGCAAGGGCCACAACAGCCUCAUGGGCCUAUGGUACUAUGGGAGAGGUUCCUCCCCAUCAAGACAGUUAAGGUUCUUCUUGUCGAAAACGAUGAUUCAACACGGCAAGUUGUUAAUGCACUGUUACGGAAUUGUGGAUAUGAAGUUACUGCUGUUGCAAAUGGUAUUCAGGCGUGGAAGACCCUAGAAGAUCCAACAGAUCAGAUUGACCUUGUCUUGACAGAAGUAGUCAUGCCUUUGCUAUCGGGAAUAGGUCUUCUUAGCAAGAUUAUGGGCCACAAGACUUUGAAGAAUAUUCCAGUAAUAAUGAUGUCUUCUCAUGAUUCUAUGGGCAUAGUAUUUAAAUGUCUGUCAAAGGGUGCAGUUGACUUUUUGGUGAAACCUAUCCGAAAGAAUGAACUUAAGAACCUAUGGCAGCAUGUGUGGAGGAGAUGCCACAGUUCUAGCAGCAGUGGAAGUGAGAGUGGGACAAACACCAGAACGUUCAAGGAAUUGAGAAGCAAUGAUGACUCUGAGACCAAUAAUGGUAGCAGUGAAGAGCAGGAUAAUGGAAGUAACGGUUUGAGCGUGCGGAAUGGAAGUGAUGAUGGAAGUGGCACUCAGGUAAAUUUGCAUGUGGACCGGAAAAAGCCUGACAUGAUAAGAAGUUCUCACAUCUGUUCCUCGUGCGUGAGUUCAUGGACAAAUAAGACGGCCGAAGUUGACAGCCCUAAACCAGUAUCACUUUCGAAUGAAUGGGCAGAUGCUCCUGAUAGCACUUGCGCUCAGGUGGUUCAUACUGGGGCAGAAACACUCAAAAUGGACGAAGAAGAACCAGGCACUGCUGGAAUGGGCAAGGAUGGAAAAAGAGCCUCUAGAUGUCAAGAUUCUAAACAUGGAUAUCAGCAUGAGAGAUGUCAAGAUUCUAAACCUGGAUAUCAACAUGAGAGAUGUCAAGAUUCUAAGCAUAAAUAUCAGCAUGAUAGAUCCAAGAAUGCAUCCUCCAUUAUAGAACCUAAACCAUUUGAUAAAGGACAAUUGGGGCUCGACCUUGACUUAGGUGGCAAAUCUAGAAAUAAAGAAGCCAAUUUGACAUGUGGAACAGCCAAUUGCCCAGAUGCACAGACUGAAAGUACAGUUUUUGACACUAGAGAUGGUAUUUCCAGAAUCUCACAUGCAAAAGCAAAAGCUGACUGUGAUUCUAAAGAACUUCCAUCACUUGAACUAACACUUAAAAGGCUGGAAGGAGUGGGCGAUUCUGGAAAAAGUGCCCUUGGUGAUCACAAAGUUUUGAGGCAUUCUGGCCUAUCAGCAUUCUCCAAGUUCAAUGCAACCUCUUCGGCGAAUCAGGGUCGGGCAGGGACUACUGGAAGCUGUUCUGCAUUUGAUAAUUGUUCAGUUGCAGUAAGAAUGGAGAGCGAUUUUCCUUCUCGUUCACUUGGUACUCCUCCAUAUCGUCAGUCUAACACGAGUAGCAGCAACAAUGAAUUUGUUUUGAGUAGUAAAACUCCUAUAAAGCCAGAAGUAGUAGUAUCAACUUUCAAAUCUUCGGAGUCUUCCGCCUUUCAACCAGUACAGCAUGGUUUUGUGUCUUCAUCUUGGCAAGAGCUGUCUGGAAGGGCAAAUGAUGCUUGUUCUAACACAAUCCAACCACCGUCAACCAGUCCACGUCAGCACAUUCAUAUCCGGUACCACCAUCACCACCACCACCACCACUAUCAUCAUCAUCUCGACAGCUUGCAGCAGCAGCAGCAGCAACAACAACAACCUGACCACAAGGAUCUUUCACUCAAGAACAUGGCAGGAGCAGCUCCACAAUGUGGAUCAUCAAAUGCAUUCCAAGAUCAUUUAGAAGGUAAUACUGGGAACUACAGUGUAAGUGGGAGCGUCUCUGGGAGCAACGGGAAUACUGGAAGUAAAAGUGUGCCAAAUGGUGGAGAGAGUGAUAAGGUAAAGGAUGAUGGAGUUGCUGGACAUACUGGAGAUGGUGGUGUUACUGAGAAUGUUAAUGGUGGUGGACCAGAUGAAGAGCGAAUUGCACUGAGGGAGGCAGCCUUGUCCAAAUUUCGACAGAAGAGGAAGGAAAGAUGCUUUGAGAAGAGGGUUCGUUAUGAAAGCAGAAAAAAGCUAGCAGAGCAGCGACCUCGGGUGCGAGGACAGUUUGUUCGGCAGAUAACGUCUGACAGCAAAGCGGGCGAUGACUGCCAGAGCAACGACUCGAUCUCGAAGGACAAUUCUUGCGACAGUGUUCUAUGACAGAAGGAGGAAUGCAUGUGGAUGGUCGAUCAUUGUUGUUCAGAGUGCGAAGGCAUGUAUGAAUAUGAACCUUUACACUGGCCUUGUCUUUUACCAAAAGAUGUUUUAGUCUUGUUUUGGAAAUCAAGGUUUGUUAUGAAAACUCAAAGAAGCAACUGAACUUCAUACAUUUCUUGUAUCUGGGAAAGGAGAUUACGAACAGAUAAGACUUGUGGAUUCAAAAUAA